Molecule: messenger RNA, 1488 nt
Organism: Cladophialophora yegresii CBS 114405
Lineage: Eukaryota; Fungi; Ascomycota; Eurotiomycetes; Chaetothyriales; Herpotrichiellaceae
Product: protein SSH4
Exons: 3
Coding region: 1-1488 (495 amino acids)
Molecular function (GO): protein binding
Source: RefSeq, a predicted model, not a curated record
AUGACAUUCGGAACCGCCCUUUCAUCAUCUCCUACGUCGAUAACCCCAGAACCGACCUCCAUCACCUCUACUUCCUUCGAUGAUCACAAUGGUUGGCGGGGAGGUGUUCGCCCGCCCUUCAGAUCAAAUCCUGAUGGCUCGCCCACAUCUAUCGUUAUAAACAUCAGUGAUGGCGGUUCAACGGGCCGAGGGAUUCUCAUCGGUCUGCUUUCCGCCUUUGGCUCUGCUGGCAUUGCAAUUCUGGUUCUUGCAAUCUUCUUCUUUUUCAAAUAUACAUCUCGAGGUCGGAUCCUGUUAGAUCGGCUAGGUAGGCCUGGCGAGUUUGACGAUGAGCAAGCGUUUGCGCAUGAAGAGGCCGAGGCCUUGGAGACGAUGGAUGAGUUACAAAGGACGGAGUAUUUAAGAGCAAAAGCAUUUGUGCAAGCGAACCCUCCGGAGUCCGUGCAGACGGAUAUCUCACUGUCGCAAUUCCUCGCCAUUCAAGAAAAGGGUGUAUCCGCCUGGGAAUUUGAACCGGAGCUAGAAAUCGCCAAUUGUUUCGUCGAGGCGAGGACAGAAAUCGAGUUCUUCGACUCGGAAUGCAGCGUCCAAAGCAACUUGCCAGUCCCCAAACAAAACGAGGUAUACUAUUGGGAGGCCAAAAUCUACGAUAAACCGGAGAGUAGUCUGAUCAGCAUCGGAAUGACCACGAAACCAUAUCCUCUGUUUCGAUUACCUGGUUUUCAUAAAACAUCAGUCGCUUAUCUCUCGACGGGCCACCGUCGGUACAACCAACCAUUCACUCCCAGCACGUAUGGCCCUGCUUAUGUGCAAGGUGACGUGAUCGGCGUGGGCUACCGGCCGCGAACCGGCAGUAUCUUCUUCACCAGGAAUGGCAAGAAGCUGGACGAGAUUGCGCACAACCUGAAGAGCCAGAAUUUCUUCCCAACGGUCGGUGCCAACGGACCCUGCCAUGUGCAUGUAAAUUUUGGGCAGAUGGGCUUCGUGUUUAUUGAAGCAAAUGUGAAGAAGUGGGGAUUGGCGCCAAUGACUGGGAGCCUUGCACCGCCUCCGCCAUACGGCAGUGAGCAAGGUAGUAUUCUGCUCGAGACUGGAAGAGAAGGAACUCGACAGUCGACAUACGAACCCGGCCAUUCAAGGACCCGCAGUGGUUUGGCGAGGCUUGGACUACCAGCCGGCAGCCCAGGUCCGGUUCGAUCUCCCACAGAUAUAUCACUGGCACAACUGGCCCAUGUAUCGACGCAGGAUCUCCCCAGCCAGGGCACCACCUAUUUCGACAUUGGUGAUAUACAGCACCAGCCGGUGGAGAACACGCCAGCCGGGCAACAGAUUAUACCGCCACCAGAGUAUUCCAGCCCAACUGGCAGUCGGAGGAGCAGCGGCGAUGGCGACGAUGAUGAACGGCAAGGGUUGCUGCAAGUCGGGGGACCCCCAAUCCCUACCUAUGAUGCUGCCAUAGGAGAAGCAGCAGGACCCAGCCAUAUUUGA